AUGCCGUCCAAACGCAAGCGCGAAAUCGAGGAUUUCGAUCCUAACAAGUCGGACUCGGAUGACGAAAACUUCGAGCCUGGCGCCGACCAACCUGCCCCUCGAAUCAAGAAGCGAUCGCGUGGCUCCAAGUCUCAAAGAAGCUCCGGCGGUCGAAAACGCACCAACCGGUAUCGAGGAUCCGACAUCGAUGAUGACGAUGAAGACGUCUCCGAUAGCAUGGAAGAGGGUUCUUUCGUCUCAGAUGAAGAGGAAGAAGACGAGGACGCCCCCGUCAACGCCGCUGGCCGACGCGCCAGGAAGGCCGCGGUGAAGCAUCAAAACUACAAGGAAAGCGAAAGUGACGAAGAGUCUGAAGAGGCUGAACUAUCUGAAGACGAACUUUCCGAGGGUCUCGAGAAGCCCAAGAAGAAGAAAGAGUCUCUGUUGAUUAAGCUAAAGGUACCAAAGAAUGCCGCGUCUGCCACUGCCGCCGCCGCGCCGAUCACCAGGAGAUCGACUCGUGCUCGGACAGCUGAGGUAGAGGAAGAGCAUGUCGAGUUGUCCAACUCGGGCAAGCAUGCACGGCCGGCAUCUCGAUCUUCCAAGAGUCGAAGCCCGGAGGCGUUCGCCCGCACUCGUUCUUCUCGCUCAGUUAAGGGACUGAAGGCGGCGGCGCCCGAGACGAUUGAGGAAGCUACCCAGGAGAGCAGCUUCCGUCGCGAUGAGGAUGCUGACGCCGAUGAGUUGGCCGGCGACGCAGCGGAAGCUCCUGUAGAAGCUCCUGUGGAGACAAAGGACACAGUAAUGGAGGACGCCAUCAAAGAAUCAACCGAGGUAGACGCAGAUGCCGCGGCCGAGGAUGAUGACGAAGAGGACGAGGGCCCAAUUACACGACGGACUCGCGCUAAAAGAGGAAGUGCUUCUGAACCUGGCGCUGCAGAACCUGAAGAGGAGCCCAAAGAAGAGGGCGAAGGCGACAUGCCGACACGGCGCCUGACUCGCAGAGGGCUUCGAAAGUCGAAAUCCGUCCAGGAGCCGAGCAGCGAUUUUGAACCUGGCGAAGAGUCCGCAGAAGAAGGACAAAUGUCAGACGCGUCUAAAAAGGAUGCGGGUGACCCUGAUGACGGAGAUUUUGACAGCCCGGCACCGCGCGGUAGGGCCGCCAAAGCCAAGGGCAGAUCCACCAGGAGCUCGCGGCGUGGGGCCGAAUCCGGCGACGAAGUCGAGCUAGACCAUGACGAGCUGGCCGAAGAGCUCCACGAGCUUCGACAGGAUUCACGUUCACGUCGCACGCGGCGACCGUCACCUGCAAUCAUGUACCAGGAAACUGUGUCGAAGCGACGCAGAGCUGCAGCCAAGCCAAUGAACUACUUCAUGCCGCCUCUUUCCGCCGUCAACAUCGAGGAAGACGACGCAGAAGAUCCGGCUCCAACCCCUGCACGGCGCCGCGGUGGCCGUGGAGGCGCCAGCCAGGCAUGGGACCGUGCUCUCAACACUACUUUCGGUCCUUUCGGAGGCGGCGGCGGCGCCGGGUCGCUGCUUGCUGGACCCUGGGGCACCGGUGCGGCUGGGGGCGUCGACUCCGACAGCAGUGACGAUGAAAUGGGCGGAAGAUCCGCCGCGGCUGGUAAUGUGGGUAUGACACCCACGUCUGCCGCUGCCCCUGCCGGGCUGCUCCCAGGCCUUGCGCAGCCCCUAGGCGGCGACGUAGCCGGCGUGGGCGCAACACCAAAUGUCGGCAAGGUCAAAAACACCAAGGCCCUCGCGGAUGCCGACCCGCUCGGUGUCGACCUCAAUGUGGACUUCACUCAAGUUGGUGGUCUUCAAGGCCACAUUGACCAGUUGAAAGAAAUGGUCCAGCUCCCACUUCUCUACCCCGAGCUGUUCCAAAAGUUUCAUGUCACUCCGCCACGCGGUGUUCUAUUCCAUGGUCCGCCCGGUACUGGUAAAACUCUUCUUGCCCGAGCCCUCGCCAACUCUGUCGGUAUUGGAGGCCGCAAAAUCACCUUUUACAUGCGGAAGGGUGCCGACGCUUUGAGCAAGUGGGUUGGUGAAGCAGAGAAGCAGCUGCGGCUCCUCUUCGAGGAAGCCAGGAGGACACAACCUAGUAUUAUCUUCUUUGAUGAAAUCGACGGUCUGGCUCCGGUGCGCUCUAGUAAGCAGGAGCAGAUCCAUGCGUCCAUCGUAUCGACAUUGUUGGCGUUAAUGGAUGGUAUGGAUGGUCGUGGUCAGGUUAUUGUUAUUGGUGCCACCAAUCGUCCCGACAACAUUGACCCUGCUCUAAGAAGACCUGGUCGUUUCGAUCGAGAGUUCUACUUCCCCCUUCCCGACGUGCAAGGCCGUCGUUCCAUCCUCGAGAUCCAUACCAAGGACUGGGGUCUCUCGGAGCCUUUCAAGCAACAACUUGCAGAGAACACCAAGGGUUAUGGCGGUGCUGACCUCCGAGCACUUUGCACAGAGGCAGCCCUUAACGCCAUUCAGAGAACCUAUCCGCAAAUCUACUCUUCCAAGGACAAACUCAUCGUGAACGCGGAUAACAUUAGCAUUCACGCCACCGACUUCAUGAUUUCCAUCAAGAAGAUGAUUCCCUCGUCAGAGAGAUCUGCUGGCACUGGUGCUGCCCCUCUGCCCAAGGGUAUCGAGCCACUCCUGCGUGAUCAGUUUGACUCGAUCAAGCGAGCGCUUGAUGAGGUGCUUCCACGCAAGAAGAAGCUUACUGCACUCGAGGAGGCCAUGUAUGAACAAUUCGACGACGAGGACCAUGGUUUCGGACGGGAGGCUCUACACCAAGAGUUUGAGCGGUCUCGAAUUUUCCGCCCGCGUUUCCUGAUUCAUGGUUUCACUGGUAUGGGUCAAAGCUACCUUUCAUCCGCUCUUCUGCAUUACUUCGAGGGUGUUCAAGUGCAAAAUUUUGGUCUUCCGAAUUUGCUUGCCGACGGACGCCCAAUGGAACAGGUCAUUGUAGGACUUUUCACAGAGGUAAAGAGACACAAACCCAGCGUCAUCUACAUCCCCGGCAUUGAGUCAUGGUACGCGUCUAUGAAGGAUACCUUGCCAUUCAUCACUUUCAAGGCCAUGUUGAAAUCAAUCCCGCCUACGGAUCCUAUCCUUGUGCUCGCCACUUCAGAGUAUGAGGCUGGUGAAGACCUCUCUCCGGAUCUUGUGCGAGAAAUAUUUGCAUACUCUCGCAAGAACCGGUUACAGAUCCAGCGGCCUAAGCAUUCAAACCGGCGAGAAUACUUCUCAUCAAUUGUGGAACACAUUCGCAAGAGCCCUGCCGAAUUCCCUGAUCCCGCCAACAGGAAGAAGAGGGUUUUGGAGCAGCUCCCGGUUGCUCCGCCCCCACCGCCAAAAGUACCCUCCAAGGAGGAGGUCAAGGCCAUGCAGAAGCGCGAUCACCAACUCCUCAACAUCUUGAAAGUACAGCUGCAGCCAAUCAUGGACCAGAUCAACAGAAAGUACAAGAAGUUCAGACAGCCCGUCAUUCCUCCCAGCCAGCUCGACUACCUCUUUGCUGAAAAUCAACCCAAUUACGUGCGCCCCGAUCUCGAGGGCAUUGAGCCUCGUCCCUUCGAGAUUGUCAAGGACAAGUACGGAGACGACGUUCUUCGCGAGACGGCUACCGGCAAGACAUUCUACAACUUGGAGACUACAACCAUUGAAGAGCGUCUUUCGAACGGCUUCUACUGCCGGCCCAAGGACUUCCUUCGAGACAUCAAGUCUCUCGCCAAGGAUUCCAAGAACAUCGGUGAUAAGGAGCGAACACUCAAGGCGAACGAGCUCGUUAGCAAUGUUGAGGUCGAUGUCGCCACCAUCGAAGGCAACACAAGCACGGUCGACUGGGAAGCCCUGCAUCAGAGGCAGGUACAGCGAGCCAGGGCUGCAGCUGAGAAGGAGAGAAAGAGGAGGGCUAUGCAGUCUAUUGUCGACCGUGUGCACACCGACAUUGCCGGAGGCAAUGACAGCGACUCGCAGGGACCCGUCACUCUUGGCGAACGUAUUCCUGGAUCUGCCCACGCCAUGGCCCGCUUCCAGGUCAUGAGCCCGGGACCCAACGGCAGUCCCGCGCCUCAGCAAAGCAACGGGACGUCCAACCCGUCUCGCCAGAGCGACGUACACAUGAGUGGCGUCGACGACGAUACCACUCAGGAUAGCUCUAUGCAGCCUCCUCAGUGGCCGGGUCAGGCCAACCAUACAACCGCUGGGACAACUGGAGCAACUCAGAUGUCUCAGAGGUCUUUAAUUACCACGGUACCUCCUGGCAUGUCGCCUUCUGAGUUGGCAAAUGAUGCCUCGACCACCAAGACUUCAGACCCAUCGCAGCGGUCGACGGAGAAAUGGAGCACGCAGGCCACAAACGGGUUCCACACGGAACAAUACAGCGACGGAGACACCUCCCAGCUGCAAGACACCCAGAUUCCUGCCGGAAUGGGUCCUGUUAGCCAAGCUACCUCGAGCGACGAAGCCUGGCCGCACUCUCAGGCUCAGGGCAUGGCACGAGGCAUUAUCGGGCCCUCGAUGGGUGGUCCCGGCAGCCAGAACUCAUCGCCCAACAAGUCGAGAAGCUCGGGAGAUUCCAAGUCACAUGCUCCGACGCUGACUAACAUUCUGAACGACUCGGUCAGCGAAGACAUCAGAAACUCGGGCUCAUCGUCGUCGCAGCAGCAGCCCGUCAUUCACGAGGGGCAAGUCGAGAACUUCCUCGACGAACUGACGGAGCGGACUUCGGGCUGCACUAUUGAGCAGCUCGAGCAAAUCAACCGCGAGCUAAUGGACGAGAUCUGGAGGACGAGGCACGAGUGGAACCGCAUGAAGGUUGUCGGUGAUCUCACGAAGGUGUUUAACGAAACCAUCAGCGACAUCGAGGACAUUCAGGGCCUCUUCCAGCUGAGCCAGGAGUCAUGA
Messenger RNA from Colletotrichum truncatum, 4884 nucleotides. RefSeq names its product AAA family. Gene Ontology annotation, cellular component: nucleus. Gene Ontology annotation, biological process: positive regulation of transcription by RNA polymerase II. Gene Ontology annotation, molecular function: histone binding; ATP binding; chromatin binding. NCBI's taxonomy places the organism in Eukaryota, Fungi, Ascomycota, Sordariomycetes, Glomerellales, Glomerellaceae. The record is from RefSeq and is a predicted model, not a curated record.